AUGACGCUCUCAGCGGCGGACGCGUCGGACUCUAGUGACUACGGACCCGAUUUUUCACCAGAAGAAGAGGAACUUUUAAUCGGGUUACUGGACAAUCUCGCUGCAGAUAGAGGAGACAUCGCCAUUGAGGGCACCCCUGCACGUGCUGGCGAUAGCAUCGCAGUGACGCGCGACGUUGGAAUUGGUGUUUUGGAGUCGGUGCCUAAAACGGUUGCGGAUAUCGAGGAUGUCCCUGUGUCUGCUUUCCAGGCCAGCGGCGGGCAGCCACUCAGCCCGACUACCCAGAAGCUAUUGGAAAUAUGGGACUCUCUGUCUGACUUCGAGAUCGACGACGUCGCUGAAGAGAAGGGUGUAGAGCAUCCUAAUUCCAUAGAAGGCCGGGAAACUCCGCGCCGUCGCGAUGAGGAAGACAGCCAGCAGCAGGCUGUCGACGCGAUGACAGUUGGAAACCGCACGCCAUCUAAGGCUUUGUACGGCCUGAAGCCCAAGUCCCCCUUGGAACGAUUUCGCAAAGCACCUAAAAAGAACCUCUCCGUUACGGAUUUGAUCUCUCCUGCCUGGUGCGAGCUACAAUACUGGUACAGUCUAACAAAGCACGGGCGCAAGCGGCCAACACCUGCAAUGAGGAAAGGGAGCGCGGUCCAUAAGACUCUCGAAGAGCAAGUACAUACCACUGUUCCAGUGGAAAUAUUGACGAGAGAGGACGGGUGGGCUUUGAGAAUAUGGAACGUGAUACAGGGGCUACAUACUCUAAGAACCACUGGAAUGACAAGAGAGCUGGAGGUAUGGGGUGUUAUUGACGGCGAGAUGGUGACGGGCAUCAUCGACGAGCUCUCUUAUGAUUGCCCUGAUGCUGCGCUCGAGGCGGCAUUGAUUCCAAAGCCUGCAAGGGUGAAACCGGUCAAGUCUUUGACUCCCGGGGACCAGAUGUCGUUCACUGAUUAUAUGCUGUCUGCAGCUGGUGGCGGUAAAACGCUUCAAAGCUUUGCAGCAGACAGCCCUGGGGGCACUGAUUCACAAUUAAUAACGGAUAAAAAGAUCUACAUAACAGAUGUCAAGACCCGUAGAUCCGCUGCAAACUUGCCCACUGUGUCGAGCGUUGGAUUUCGUCCGACGCUCUUGCAGCUUCAUCUAUAUUUCCACAUGCUUACUCGACUUGCCACCAGUGAUGAUAUCACAAUGGAGUCUAUAGGCCUACGAUACCGGUUGGACAUCGACCAACCGUUUUCUGACAGUUUUAUCGCUCAAGUGAAUGGAUUUGACAAUCAUUUUUUGGAUUUCAACUCGUCGCCAGAGAGCCUGGCCGAGUCCUUUGGCGAUGAAGAUCUUCUCGACAUACUCGUCGAUCAUAAUUCUCUGUCUAGCCUUUGGUCACUUAUGAAGGAGCACCUCCGGCUUACUCUCCUCCCUACGACGCAAGUCCACGGAGAUUCGCCUUCUGAUCCAUCCGUCGUCGCCCCCACUGCUAAGCCUGACAAUGACCACAGCCCUGACAUCGUCGAAUCUUCACCUUCUACCAUUCUCUCACCCCUCCUUACAGCUUCAUACGUCUAUGCCCCAACCGGCUCCACCGAUGCCGUAACGUUUUUAGGCAGCAGAUCAUUUUUCUUUGAUGAAAAUGAUUUAUACCCCUAUCUCGCUGAUGGAAUGCGCUUUUGGCGUGGAGACAGGAACGCACAAGGCGUUGCCCUCGAGGAAGCAUGGAAAUGCAGAAUUUGCGAGUUUCGAGACGAGUGUGAGUGGAGAGGCGCGAAAGAGAAUGAGGUUUUGAAACGAGGAAGAAGAAAUGAUACUUGA
Molecule: messenger RNA, 1797 nt
Organism: Ophidiomyces ophidiicola
Lineage: Eukaryota; Fungi; Ascomycota; Eurotiomycetes; Onygenales; Onygenaceae
Exons: 2
Coding region: 1-1797 (598 amino acids)
Biological process (GO): interstrand cross-link repair
Cellular component (GO): mitochondrion; nucleus
Molecular function (GO): single-stranded DNA 5'-3' DNA exonuclease activity
Source: RefSeq, a predicted model, not a curated record